This is a messenger RNA of Echinops telfairi (small Madagascar hedgehog), 4796 nucleotides long. It is a transcript of the gene LCLAT1, whose product is annotated as lysocardiolipin acyltransferase 1. The record is from RefSeq and is a predicted model, not a curated record. Lineage: Eukaryota; Metazoa; Chordata; Mammalia; Afrosoricida; Tenrecidae. Gene Ontology annotation, molecular function: acyltransferase activity. Bases 114 to 1244 code for a protein of 376 amino acids. Gene Ontology annotation, cellular component: endomembrane system. The transcript is spliced from 6 exons.
UUCGGGAUGAAUUAGCGGCGGGCUCUCCCGGAGGUUGUGACCCCUGCGGAUUCCCCAGCUGACCCACGCGACCCCCACGUUGUUGCGCGGCGUCCCCUCCCGACCCCAGAAUCAUGGUUUCAUGGAAAGGAAUUUACUUCAUACUCACUCUUUUUUGGGGAAGUUUUUUUGGAAGCAUUUUCAUGCUGGGUCCCUUUUUACCUUUGAUGUUUCUAAACCUAUCUUGGUAUCGCUGGAUCAACAACCGCCUUGUGGCCACCUGGCUCACGCUACCUGUGGCAUUGCUGGAGACUAUCUUUGGGGUAAAAGUGAUUAUAACAGGAGAUGCAUUUAUUCCUGGAGAAAGAAGUGUCAUUAUCAUGAACCAUCGGACAAGGAUGGAUUGGAUGUUUCUGUGGAAUUGUCUGAUGAGAUACAGCUACCUCAGACUGGAGAAAGUUUGCCUUAAAGCCAGCCUCAAACGUGUUCCUGGAUUUGGUUGGGCCAUGCAGGCUGCUGCUUAUAUUUUCAUUCAAAGGAAAUGGAAAGAUGACAAGAGCCAUUUUGAAGACAUGAUUGACUAUUUUUGUCACAUCCGAGAACCUCUUCAGCUCCUCAUAUUCCCAGAAGGGACCGAUCUCACAGAAAACAGCAAGGCCCGAAGUAAUGAUUUUGCUGAGCAGAAUGGACUUCAGAAGUAUGAAUAUGUCUUACACCCAAGAACGACCGGCUUUACUUUUGUAGUAGACCGUCUACGAGAAGGUCAGAACCUGGACGCUGUGCACGACAUCACCGUGGCGUACCCCCACAACAUUCCCCAGACGGAGAGGCACCUGCUCAACGGCAGCUUUCCCCAGGAGAUCCACUUCCACGUCCACCGCUACCCCAUCGAUGCCCUCCCCCGCUCCAAGGAGGAGCUGCAGCUCUGGUGCCACAAGCGCUGGGAGGAGAAGGAGGAGCGGCUGCGCGCCUUCUACCAGGGAGACAAGAACUUCGACUUCACUGGACAGAGUGCAAUCCCCCCCUGCAAGUCUGAGCUCAGGGUCCUGGUGACCAAACUACUGUCCAUCCUCUACUGGACCCUGUUCAGUCCUGCCAUGUGCCUGCUCAUCUACCUGUACAGUCCUGUCCGGUGGUAUUUUGUCUUCACCAUUGUCAUCCUCAUGCUGCAAGAGAGACUAUUUGGUGGGCUGGAGAUGAUUGAACUUGCAUGUUACCGUUCUCUACAUAAGCAGGCACAUUUGGAAUCAAAGAAGAGUAAGUGAGGCUAGAAGGUUCACCGCUUAAAAAAGCCUAAGGGAUGUUUUAGAAAUGUUCUAAGCCUUUGUAAACAGAAAUGUGUUUUGUUGUUUUCUGCAUGAUGAUGUCAAAUAUUUCUUACUACCUUCGUCAUUUGCUAAGAUAUUUUGCGGGGGGCGGGAAUCUUGCUGCACAGGUGACUUCUUUUUUAAAUCUCUGAAUGUAAUUCCGAUUCUGCUUAGCAGGGAGCUGAUCGCUGUGAACACACUGGGGCUCCAGGAGAAAACAAUCAUCCAAUGUACACACAUGUGUCACUUAAAGGCCCAACCUGACCGCUUAGCAAGCUCCCUAGUCGGAAAGGCAGAUCUGGCCCCCAUGAACAUAGGCCCAGAUCACCUCCCUAAGGGGAGUGCCCUCCCUCUCUCCUGGCACCCACCUCACCAGGUGCCUGGACACCCUCACUUGGCACUGCCCUCACUCCUUUCUAUGCCAGCCAAACCCGUCCCAUGCCACCUGGCAUCCAGAACUCGGGAUCCCUGACCUUAAGUGGAUCAAGCAUUUGGAGAGGAGGCCCGUCGUGUCAUGGCUCAGAAACCCUUGGCCUCGAGCUAUGUGCUGGACGAGGUGGCAGACGGUCGCCUGCGUCUUUCCCACGAGGGAAGCACAGUCAGGCGUGUCUCUGGAGCAGCCACGGCCCUCUGCUGGGAGCCCUCAGCUGGAGAGCUGCAAGAUGGGAAUAAACAGGAUUGGACUCGACACCCUGCUCACCGAGCCUGCUUACCUCUGCGUUCCCUGGGCAGGUGUCAGCUUUUCUGCAUUCAAAAUGGUGUACGCAAAGUCACAUCCUUUCUCAAAGGAAAGCUUUGGAGACCCUUCUGUCUUGAUAGUCAGAAGCUGUCUUUUGAAGUUGUGCACCUUUUAAAAUAUUUCUUUAAAACCUCUCCAAAAGCAAGGGUCUGAUGGCUGCGUGUGCAUGGGCAUCUCACGUCUGCCGUGAAAACGGCAGUAGACCUGCUUGCAGACAGGGCAGGAAUGGUUUCAGCUCCGUAGCCUUGACACUUUGUACUCUUCAAACCAAACUGAUAGGACAGAAACGAAUCCUUUUUCAUUUGUGUGUGCAAACCAAACUGAUAGGACAGAAACGAAUCCUUUUUCAUUUGUGUGUGUGUGUGUGUGUGUGUGUGUGUGUCUGUUUUUUAAUCCCAGGCUCCCUGUGUCAUUGUUAAUAUUGACCCAAAUGUUCCCAUUAUUUCAAGUCCACGGACAAUCUUGAGAACCAAGAGCCCCAGCCUGUCUGAGGCACAGAGCAUGUCCUAGUGGUUGCCAUGUCCUGAAAGCGGGCACUGCUGUGUACCUCAGUCAUGGGCAUGCUUGGUCCGAGCAGCAGGAAUGUGAGCCAAGAGUCGUUUGCGGUUAGCAAGCAUGUCAGCCUCCUCUCUGCAGUGAACCAGCCUCCAAAGCCAGCUACUCCCAGCUCCGUGCGCUCUUUGGCACGAAUGCCUUCCCGUUCAGUGCACCUCUUACUCGCCUGAUGGUGGCUCUCCCAACACCUGAACCGAGUGCUGUCCGUGAGACGAACUCACAAGAGCUGAUUCUUUGAGAAAGUAUGGGUUGCUUCAUCCUUGUUAUGGGAAGGGUACCUCACCCACCUCUAUUGAAUGCCCCUCACACGCGGUUUUGGGGCUCCUGGCUGUUCCUAAUUAGUUAUUAGGCGCAUCUGCUCCAAACCCAGCUGUUUAACGUCAUGGUUUUUAAAGCUGUUCCUCCUCUUUUUCUUUGUUUGGCCCUCAUGUUUGUUUGGGGCUUUUCUUUUAUCCUCCCUUAAUAAAAGAGGUUUCUAAUUCAGGUUUCUCCACGACUUCCUUUGGCUAUUCCUGGAAAGACAGGAAGUUAGGGUCGCAUUUGUCCUGGGUGAGAGAGAGAGGCUACAGUGCCUUUUACCCCAGAGGUCUUGAGAACGCAGCCAGCGCACCCCAGCUGUUCACUAGUCUCUCCACGCCCCUGCCUCACCCGGCCCCUCAUUCCAGAUGUGGUGUGCACCAACUGAGUGCCAGCCAGCACUCCCUGAAGCCUGGUGAGGGGGUUUCUUUGUUACUGUAAUUCAAAACACAGGCACUCUGGGUAAACUAUGUGGGAUUCAUAACAGUAAAGCCUAGAGCUGGGCACCAGUGACCAUCGUACUGGCUUUAAGCAUUAGAAACGAUGAAGUCACACAGAUAAGUCCCACUGGGGGUCAGGGGGUGGUUACUUGGCCUUUUGCUGCCAAGUCUCCUUUGAAAUUAAACCUGUUCGCAUCUCUCGCCCCUUGUCUUUCCAUGAAACCCCUCUCCUGGGUAAAUAACUAAUGUCCAAAAGAAAUAGGUGGUCGAUGAUUUGGGCCUGAGAGAUGGCUGUUUGAAAUCAAUGACUGAAUGUCACAUCUGGCCGACAGUGGCUUUUCAUCAUGGUCACCCUCAGGAAUUACCUGUACCUGCCCUGCCCAUCCCUCCAGAUCCAAAGCCCCUCCCUUCUCACCCAACUAUUACUGGGCCCCCUGUCCCUGCUCAGCUUUUCUUUCUGUCUUUUGAAGGCAAACUCGAUGGAUUUUGACAUUUGUAUCACACCAUCGGUCCAUUUUUAAGUCUUUCAUUACCGUCCUGUAAAUUUUCCAGGGAAAGCCAGUGCUGUUCAUAUAGGACAUGGCCCGUGACACAUGAACAUACUAGACAGGGGCCAACGCGUUCUUUAGCCAGACAUCUCUCUGAUGAUACAAGCCCAACUCGUUUCAAACUUCAUUAGCAGAACGCGCUAAUGGACCAACGACAACAUCAACCUUAGACGGGGCUCCGAAUGAAACCCUUCCGUGUUUUGUGUGCUAUUGAAAUGCAGAUUGAAAGGGAAAAAGCCGUUUCCAUACUAGUCAUUGAGAUUAUUCAUUUCAAGGGCACCAUUCAGAGAGCUUGUCACAGAAACCCCAGCGGAAACUGAGUUCUACGGAAAGGGAGAUCAUUUCCUCCGACUUCGAACCCUGACCCCACCACUCUACCAUGUGUCCCUACCAAUCCAGACUAAGGAGUGAGGUCGCGGACGCCAAACUGUUUACAAUUCUGUGUAUAAAACACGUGCUUCCAGUGCCUUAGAUACGGGCCCUUUCUUCUCUGGUCCUAAGAACCCUGCCAUGUGUCUCUUAGGGAAAAGGCUUUCUCUGUGCCUCACUGAGAGGAGAAUGGUUUGACUCUGGUCCCUGUCCCCGGCAGACACCGCUUGGUGGUAACACCUGGAGGUGUGUGCAGGCUGGAGGUGGUGGCCUUGUACCUGGGAUUUCCUUGUAGGCAGAAAAGUGGCUUUGCCCCGCGAUGAGCUUCAGAUGAGAUACGGCCCCUCCCGUCGUUUUGUACCUCCCGCGGUUUUUUAUUUCCUAAGAAGAUCUUGGUUGGGGUGCAUCAUUUUUUUUACAAAAGAACAUAAUGUGUAAACAUAAUAACCAAGUUUUAAAAAAGGACUCACAGGAUGGCCUUAGUUUUCAGCACCCCGCGGGCUGUGUGCGUGUCGUGCUGUCUGUAACGUACCCCCCAGAAUAAAACAGCACAUUCAGUAGG